AAUUAUUUAUAAGAUAAACUUUUUUGUUUUAAAAUAAAAUUUAAUAUAUAUAGGGAAUUGAAUGGUUCUAAUUAAUUAUAUUUUUUUUUAAAAAAUGUUACAUCAAAUUUUACCAGCUAUUUUAGUGUUACUCUUUUGUGGGACAAUACUGGCUCAAAAUUGUGAAAUAGAAUACCAGAGAAGAUGUCAAGAUUUGUGCCAGCAUUUAAUUUGUGACAUAGCUCCAAAUGCGAAAUGUAUCAUGAAUGAUUGCGGGAGAUGCGAAGCGGAAUUUUUUAUCAAUAGGCGAAAAAUACAUUGUCCUUCAUAUACCACGAAGGAUCUCUCUGAUGAUCCUUUUCCCACUCUCGAACCUUUGGUAAUCACGACUCCAGAAAUUAUAAGAGAUGGAGAAUGCCCGAUCGGAGUGAGACCUGUAAAUUGUGUAAUGAACCCAUGUAUCAGGGCCACUUGUCCAAAACACCCGAACGCUAGAUGCCGAGUCAACAAUUGUGGUAGAUGCAUAGCCGAAUUUGUUGACGCUAACAACGUUAAAUUAGAUUGUCGCAAGAGAACACAUACAAGAUGUGCAAACCUGAAUUGCAUAAAGGAAUGUCCAUUUGGCCGGGUGAAAGAUGCGCAUGGAUGUGAAACUUGCAACUGCAUCAACGCGAGAUUUUAGAUUCUGAAUGCCCUUACUCAUCUUAAUCAUUUGUUCUGUACAUUUUAAUCAAAAUUCAUUUUAAUAUUUGAUUUUAAUUUACAAAAAAUAUGAAUAUAUUUAUAAAUAUAAUAACAUAUUUUUUUUAUUAUGCUACACAUGAAAAUAAAAUUUAAAAUAGAGUACUUUAAAAA
This is a messenger RNA of Gordionus sp. m RMFG-2023, 834 nucleotides long. RefSeq lists its product as uncharacterized. Lineage: Eukaryota; Metazoa; Nematomorpha; Gordioida; Chordodea; Parachordodidae. The record is from RefSeq and is a predicted model, not a curated record. Bases 95 to 661 code for a protein of 188 amino acids. The transcript is spliced from 5 exons. Gene Ontology annotation, molecular function: serine-type endopeptidase inhibitor activity.